Molecule: messenger RNA, 3081 nt
Organism: Aspergillus heteromorphus CBS 117.55
Lineage: Eukaryota; Fungi; Ascomycota; Eurotiomycetes; Eurotiales; Aspergillaceae
Product: vWFA and PH domain-containing RING finger protein
Exons: 5
Coding region: 1-3081 (1026 amino acids)
Source: RefSeq, a predicted model, not a curated record
AUGGCGGGCUUAAUUGACCGCAGCCGUUCGCGCAGGGAACGGACGUUCGUGGGCAGUGAAUGCGCGGUCUGCGAAGAGCCACUGGAACAUACCUUGCGCGGAGAGAGAGUCCUCCAACUGUCCUGCACCCACGUCUCACACGAGGCCUGCUUUUACGAAUUCAUCCGUGAGUGUGAGGGCCAGUAUUGUCCAACAUGCGAUGCGCCAUUAGGGCUGGAUACCAGUCGCGGGGGAAAUGUACUGGACCUCGAGAAAUUGAGCAACAUUGUGCGCUCUGUCACCAGCGACGCUGCCACGCACCGAAGUGGCCUCACGACCCCCACACAAUGGGAAGCAAACUCGGGCACGGGUCGUCGACCCAGUGAUGCGGGAAGCCACGCAGCCAGUCACACCACAAGUCACGCAGUGAGCCAUUCGGGAAGUCGCCAGUAUGAGCGUCCUAGCCGAGACGCGUAUGUCCGAAGGGAUAGCCGGGACACCAGUUGCCACCGCGAACGCGUCGAACGUCUUACCUUGAACUCCCGCCAACAGCACUCGCGGAAUGGUAGCGCUGCUGGGUCAUCCGGAGAAUACAACGAAGCCCAACAGCAUACUGCGAAUGCUAGACGGCAUGACUACGACGUACAAGCAAUGGAGUCCGAUCUCAGCCCGCGUCCCGCUGUUGCGAAGAACCCAAUCCCGGCGCCCAUCGUGACAAUCCGCAGCGAGUUUCCCACGCUAAAUCGAUCCCGCCAACAGCAGUCCCUGACAUGUCUGAUAACGGUGGAAGUCCCUGAGGGCUGCUGGCAUCCCGAUGCCGAUGAUCUGCGCCAUAGUACGAACGGCGCAAGCCAGCCCCAGGACGAACCGUACGGCGCAAUGCGUUUUCCUUCCGUUCAGGAGUCCAAACAAGCUCCCUACGAAUCCCAGGAAACUCUCGACGAGAUCGCCGAGGAACUUCGGAAUAAAGUGGACAACUGGCACGGGCUCGAAUUCAAUCGGUUUGGAAAGCUUCGCUUACAUGGGAAUAUGAGCGUGGGAAAGGAUCGUGCUUCUUGGCAAGAUCUGGAAUGCUAUCUCUUCGGCGAGAUGCUCAUCUGUGUCAAAGAAAAGAAGACCGCACAACGCCGCCAGUAUGACGACGACGAACAACAGUCCAAACCGAAAGCAACCCGGUGUACAUUGAAGGGUUCGAUCUUGAUCAAGAAGCAUCUUAACAACAUGGAAGUUGCUCCAGACGAGCCUAUUCUUGCCCUGAACUUGUCCGUCAGCGAACUUCCUUGCUUCUACCUGCGCUUUCAGGACCGCACUCAGCUCGAUAUCUGGCGCCGUUCCCUCCUUGACCUGCAUCCGAUGGAUGGCAUGUCCCGAAAUGGCGAUUACGACCUCGACAACUCGGGCGCGGAGGAGGAUGACUACCGACACACCCAGAUCAAACGACAGGCGUCUUUGAACUCGUCCUACGGAGCGGCUCGGUCAAACAACACGGCUCUUACCGACUACACCAACAUCGGAGUGGAGAGCCCAGCCAAAUCUAUCCAUAUUCCACUCGACCUUGUGGUCGUGAUUCCGGUCUCAUCUUCCAUGCAGGGGUUGAAGAUCACUCUGCUCCGUGACGCCCUCAAGUUCCUCGUGCAAAGCCUUGGCCCCCGGGACCGUAUGGGUUUGGUGACAUUUGGCUCCAGCAGUGGAGGAGUUCCCGUGGUUGGGAUGACCACCAAGUCCUGGGGUGGAUGGCCCAAGAUUCUUGAAUCUAUCCGACCCGUUGGACAGAAGAGCCUCCGUGCGGAUGUCGUUGAAGGUGCCAACGUGGCCAUGGAUUUGCUUAUGCAACGGAAAUCGUCGAACCCUGUCUCUACAAUUCUUUUGAUCAGCGACUCGUCCACCUCCGAUCCGGAAAGUGUCGACUUUGUCGUGUCCAGGGCCGAAGCUGCCAAGGUAAACAUUCACUCCUUCGGUCUUGGAUUGACCCACAAGCCUGACACAAUGAUUGAACUCUCCACCCGCACCAAGGGCUCCUAUCUGUAUGUGAAGGACUGGAUGAUGCUCCGGGAGUGUGUUGGAGGUUGCCUGGGUGCGCUGCAGACCACCUCGCAUCAGAACGUCAAGCUCAAGCUUCGCCUGCCCGAAGGCUCCCCAGCCAAGUUUGUGAAGAUCAGCGGAGCCUUGCAUACCACGAAGCGGGCUACUGGCCGCGACGCGGAGGCAGCUCUCGGGGAUAUUCGAUUUGGGGAUAAGCGUGAUGUGCUGGUCCACUUGGUCAUCCCGCCCGACAAUUCGUCGGCAGAAGUCAUGCCCCAGGAUGCAUGGGAAAGUUUGGUGUCCGGGCUGGAGGCAUUGGGGGGUGGAUCUGACGGGGAUGACCAACGUGUCUCAAGCGUGGAGGAAGUACCUUUGAUCCAAGCCGAUCUUACCUACGGUGAUCUCCUGCGCGAUGGACACCUUACACACUCACCCCGACCGUCCCUUUUGGCGAUUACCAUGCUCCCACCAAACCCGAGAGCCAAGCCUGGCCGUCCAUCCAGCCCGGCCAUCCCUCCUCAUCCAUCGAUUGUGCAACGACGCAUGGAACUCUUGACGUCUGACAUGCUGACACGGGCUUUGACAUUGGUCUCUCGUGGUCAACAUGACCGCGCACAGCACCUUUUGACCGAAACGCGCAGUAUCCUGAAGGGCCUGGGCAAGGGCAGCCUUCCUCCCCUUCCUCCAGCUGCGAGGUCGACGGGCACCAGUGAUGCCGGAAGCAGAGGGGAUACCCCUGUGUCGUCUUCACCGAAGUCUUCUACAUUCGAUGGGCACUCGUCCACUGCUUCAGAUACAGCCACCAUCACGCCCGUGUCAGCAGUGGAUGGGCAGACCAUGACAGCGUUGGAUGCUGAUCUACAGUCGGCGCUGGAAUGGAUCAACCACCCGGCGGUAUUCUCUCGAGACUCGCGCAAGGCUGUGCUGCAAAGCAUUGGUGUCAUCUCGUCGCAGCGAGCAUAUACUUUCCGGUCGGCGUCCGAGGCACACUGGGCCCAGCGCAUCGCCGGAGUGCGGCGGCUGACGGAACGGUCCAAGGCAUGGCGCGAAACCGGCGACGAUGCAUUGACUGAAGAAUAA